Messenger RNA from Beta vulgaris subsp. vulgaris (sugar beet), 2374 nucleotides. RefSeq names its product tRNA (guanine(26)-N(2))-dimethyltransferase 2. Lineage: Eukaryota; Viridiplantae; Streptophyta; Magnoliopsida; Caryophyllales; Amaranthaceae. The coding region runs from base 132 to 2111 and encodes 659 amino acids. Gene Ontology annotation, biological process: tRNA N2-guanine methylation. The transcript has 12 exons. The record is from RefSeq and is a predicted model, not a curated record. Gene Ontology annotation, molecular function: RNA binding. Gene Ontology annotation, cellular component: nucleus.
UAGGGUUUCAUAAGUCGACAAAUUAAAGGAGCCACUCCGUUACCAUCGUAAUUCAUCACUGAACAUGUAUUCAACUAUUCAUAAAAUGAUAUAAAUUUGCCCCCUUUUAACUCCGAUUUUGUGUUAAGUGUAUGUACUCAUUGCUCUCCCAACUUCCCAAAUUUAAACGAGAUCGACCCCUAAAUUUCACUCACUACUCCCAUUCUUCGUGCGCUCAAAAAGUCAUCAAAACCUUAAAUUGCCCUAUUUUUCAACUUCUGAGGAAAAGUUUGAAGAGAAAAAUCAGCAAAAAGUACUGGGGGUUUGAUAAAAUGGGUAGUUCAAAAGAUGGGUCAGUUGAAGAAGAACAUAAAGACAACUCUGCUUCUAUUGAUUUGAAUGAUUACGCCAUUAUUAAGGAAGGAGAAGCUGAGAUUCUUAUGCAUCGUGAAAACCAAGUGUUUUUCAACAAAGCACAGGUUAACAAUCGGGACAUGUCCAUUGCUGUCCUGCGAACAUUUAUAAACAAACGUAAGCAAGAGCAUGAAGCAUUUUUGUCAAGGAAACCGAAGGGGAGAUCUAAAAAAUCUGAAGAAAAAUCUGAUUCCCCUGCUUCUGAGGAUGUGUCAGUAGAAUCUGUUGCUGAAUCCAAGACAACUAAUGGUGUUCAUGAUGGUAAUGCUCCCGAAGCAAAACCUGAGGAUGCUUGUUGUGGCACCACGGGAGAACCAAGCAAGAAUGCUGGAGGAAAAGCUCCGCGGGAGCUAAAGCCGCCAACAGUCCUUGAGGCUUUAUCAGCCUCUGGUUUAAGAGCUCUGAGAUACGCUCGUGAAGUAGAGGAAAUUGCUAAGGUAGUUGCUUUGGACAAUGAUAAAGCUUCUGUUGAAGCAUGCCGGAGAAACAUAAAACUUAAUGGUUCAGUGGCAUGUUCAAAGGUGGAAUCUCACCUAGCUGAUGCUCGAGUUUAUAUGCUUACUCAUCCGAAAGAAUUCGAAGUGGUUGAUCUUGAUCCAUAUGGUUCCCCGUCUGUGUUUUUGGACUCCGCUGUUCAGUCUGUUGCGGAUGGAGGCAUGCUUAUGUGCACAGCCACAGAUAUGGCAGUAUUGUGUGGAGGUCAUGCAGAGGUUUGCUAUUCGAAGUAUGGUGCAAUUCCAUUGAAAGCUAAGUACUGUCAUGAAAUGGCUUUGAGGAUUUUGCUGGCGAGCAUUGAGAGCCAUGCAAAUCGCUAUAAACGGCACAUUGUUCCUGUACUCUCUAUACAAAUGGAUUUUUACAUCCGGGUUUUUGUUCGUAUAUACAGUUCUGCAAGCGCUAUUAAGGAAACUCCUAUUAAACUAUCAUAUGUUUACCAGUGUGUUGGAUGUGAUUCUUUCCAUCUCCAGCCUCUCGGGAGAGCUGUCUCUAAGAACAGCAACUCGAAAAAAUACUAUCCUGGCAGUGGUCCUGUUGUCCCACAAGAAUGCACUCAUUGUAAUAAAAGAUAUAACAUGGGUGGGCCUAUAUGGUCUGCUCCUAUACAUGAUCAAGAGUGGGUGACCUCCAUACUAUCAGAUGUGAAAGCUAUGGAGGAUCGUUAUCCUGCUUAUAAUCGCAUUGUUGCUGUGCUGACAACUGUUUCAGAGGAGCUGCCUGAUGUUCCAUUGUUUUUGUGCUUGCACAACCUUUGUGGAACAUUGAAAUGCACGUCUCCUUCAGCUGUAAUAUUGAGAUCAGCAGUACUGAAUGCCGGGUAUCGUAUAUCAGGAACACACGCGAGUCCUCUUGGUCUAAAAACGGAUGCUCCCAUGAGUGUCAUUUGGGACAUCAUGCGUUGCUGGGUGAAACAACACCCAGUUAAAUCUCAGUCUGCUGAUCAACCAGGAACCGUGAUACUCUCCAAGGAACCAGAACUUCAGGCAAACUUUACCCGAGCAGUCGCCUCUCUUAGCAAGGCGCAGGCAAAGAAAGUUGCGCGUUUUCUUCCAAAUCCAGAAAGGUACUGGGGGCCAAAGGUCAGAGCUGGCCGCCAAAUUACGAGUAAACACGUGUCUCUUAUGGGUGAAGAGGCCAUCAAAGGGUCUGCCAACUACGAAGAAGGUGAAGAAUCUGAUGCUAAGCGUCAAAAGAUGGACAAUAAUACCUCUGAUUCAUGAGCAUAACACUCUCUUAAUCAUGGUUUUAUGUACCUCAACAGGGGGCUGAUGGGAAGUCCAAGAUUAUGAAGCCAUUAGCCAUCCUGUGUUGCGACAGAUGAUAAAAUUUUGGCUUUUAUUUAGUUAGGCGUCUACAUUUUUCUGAUUUUGGUCUAUGUUUUAGAUUUUUACGUUCACAUGUAAUUGUUUGCUUCUGUAAUAUUAUUGGCAGUUUUGUGCUAAUUUAUAUGAUGAUAUCUUAAUUAAUUGACUUUUUUUCAGAA